AUGGGAGCGGCGGUGCUUCCAGUCCUCCCGCUUCCUCUCCCCACCCCCGGGCCGGGCGGGCGGCAACGCUGCACCCGGCGGGCAGAGCGCGGCCCCUUCUCCGCCUCCGCGGCAACACCUGCGGGGAGGGGGAUGCCGUUGGGCGGCCGCCCCCCUGGGCUGGCAGGCGGGCCGGGCCCGGGGCCGCCCAUUCGAGAGCGAGAGGAAGAGAAAGGAGCGGGAGGAGAGCGGGGAAGUUGUGUCUCGCCGGGAGCCGGAGCCAUGAGCCCCGCCGGGGGGGCGCGGGCCGCCCCCUCGUUGCUGUUCUCGUUGCUGUUGGCGGCCUCAGCCCCGCUCUGGCUACGAGCGGAGAAGAUGGGAGAUGGAUGUGGGCAUGUGGUGAUGUAUCAGGACAGCGGGACCCUGGCAUCCAAGAACUAUCCUGGGACAUAUCCAAACUACACACUUUGUGAAAAGAAAAUCCAAGUACCUCAGGGAAAACGCCUGAUCUUAAAAAUUGGAGACCUGGAUAUUGAAUCACAGAAGUGUGAAUCCAGCUACCUUACCAUCCUGAGUUCUUCAACGAUGCAUGGACCCUACUGUGGUAAUAUGAUGCCUGUCCCCAAAGAAAUCAUUUUGGACAGCAAUGAAGCAACUAUCCACUUUGAGAGUGGAUCCCAUAUAUCAGGACGAGGCUUUCUGUUAUCUUAUGCCAGCAGUGAUCAUCCAGAUCUAAUCACAUGUCUGGAACGAGCAAACCACUAUACAAAGACUGAAUACAGCAGGUACUGUCCUGCUGGCUGCAGAGACAUAGCAGGUGACAUUUCUGGGAAUAUAGAAGAAGGAUACAGAGAUACCUCACUGCUGUGCAAGUCGGCGAUACACGCAGGUGUUAUUGCAGAUGAACUGGGCGGUCAGAUCAGUGUCACCCAGCAGAAGGGCAUCAGCCGCUAUGAAGGCGUUGUCGCCAAUGGUAUCUCCUCACAUGAUGGUUCGCUGUCAGAUAAGCGGUUUAUGUUUACUUCAAAUGGCUGCAAUAGAUCUCUCAGUCUGGAAGAAGGAUUCCUCUCCAAGAGCCAGAUCACUGCAUCCUCCUACUGGGAGGAGACCAACGAAUUUGGACAGCUAUUCCAGUGGUCUCCUGACAAGGCGUGGCUUCAAGUCCUGGGACUGGCUUGGGCCUCUAACCACAGCAGUAGUCAUGAAUGGUUGGAGAUAGACUUGGGAGAGAAGAAGAGAAUAACAGGGAUCAAAACCACUGGUUCUGGACCCACUAUGCAGAAUUUUAAUUUCUAUGUAAAGACAUUUAUACUGAACUACAGAAAUAACAACUCGAAAUGGAGAACUUACAGAGGAAUUCUAAGCAAUGAAGAAAAGGUAUUCCAAGGCAACUCUGACUCUGGUGACGUUGUACGUAAUAAUUUCAUUCCCCCAAUUGUGGCCCGUUAUGUGCGAAUCAUUCCUCAGUCUUGGAACCAACGGAUAGCAUUGAAGCUUGAGCUGAUUGGUUGUCGAAUAAUGCAAGUGAAUAGUUCAUUUACACAUUCAAUGUGGCAAAAAACAAGUCAGAGCACAGAAACCUCCCUUGGGAAAGAAGACAGAACUGUUACAGAGCCCAUCCCAUCAGAAGAAACCAAUCUAGGCUUAAAGCUUACAGCUAUAAUUGUCCCAGUCCUCAUAGUGCUGUGUCUGUUCCUGUUCUCUGGAAUUUGUAUCUGUGCAGCCCUACGAAAGCAAGAAGCCAAAGGACUUUCUUAUGGAUUAUCCAAUGCUCAGAAAUCAGGUUGUUGGAAACAGAUCAAGCAGCCCUUCACCAGACAUCAGUCAACUGAAUUUACCAUUAGCUAUAAUAAUGAGAAGGAGACACCACAAAAACUAGAUCUGGUCACAAGCGACAUGGCAGAUUAUCAGCAGCCUCUCAUGAUCGGAACUGGGACAGUAACGCGGAAAGGAUCUACUUUCAGACCCAUGGACACAGAAGAAGAGGGAAGAAGGGGGAGUGCAGAGUUUGAAAACCACUACCACUGCCCGCACAGAGCCAACCGGCACGAGUACGCUCUGCCCCUGACCAGCCAGGAGCCUGAAUAUGCCACCCCCAUCAUCGAGCGGCACGUCACCAGAGAAAAUAACUUUCCCUCUGAAAAUGGCUACAACAUACCUGUAAUAUCCUCACAGAAACAUUCCCUUUCUGCCGGCAGUUUUUCUGGCUCAUGUAAGACUGAUACCAGGAAUGGAGACUAUCAGACACCCCAGAGCGUAAUAAACUACGACAAACCUAAAGCCAACGGUAUUCUGACCUCUGUGAGCUAUAGUACGGACUACCAGAAACCUCAGGCGAACGCGCUAGGGAGUGAGGGUUACUCAACACCCAGAGACUGCCUGAACCCGAUAAGCCAGACAGCAAUGACAGCUCUCUUGUGAUCCGCUAAGCAAGAGAGACGCGGUGCACAGGAAUGUCGCAGCGCAGCUUCCAAAGUGAAAACAGAGUUUUAAAGGAUUCUGCUGCAGAAGGCAGAAGGCAAACAAACCCUGUGUACAUAAUAUUGCAGUCUUGCUGGGUUCUGACAUCUGAAGAAAGCAUAUGCUGUUUAUCACUGUUUAUAUCAAAAGAGAUGUUAUCAGUGAAGACUGUAUAUCUUAUUUCUGUAACUGAUCUCAGUGCUCCGUUUGCAACGUGUGCAAUUUGUACAUAGCUUUUAUUUAAGGAGAGUUUCUUAAGUUUUCUUUUCACCUGUGGAAUUGAAAGGACAAAAAAAAAAACCAAAAAAACAACAAACCAGCUUCUGCAGAAAUAGCUCUCUCUCUAUUCCACCUCUGUUGUAGUGCAGCUGUAAAUUGUGUAUCUUACAGCUGAUGUGGUUCAGUUCCUUUCCUCUGAAAACUGAAGAUCAUCAUUAUAGUUCCUCUUGGGAGGGCAGAAGUAAAACUGCUUGAAGCGUGAAGUGCACAAGAGAAGGCAGCUGAGCAUUUAAAUACCAUGCUCCAUCUCACCUGCCCAGCUGCCUUUCAGCAGCAAUCUAUAGAUGCUUGAAUUUGACCUAGUGUAUGAGCUGAGCCUAACUUGCUAUUCAUAUCAAGUACAGGUAGAAAAGAUGGAACAAGCUUUGGAUUCAAGCCAUAGCGAUCACCUUGCAGACAUAUCUGCAAUAGAAACAUGCCAAUCUGCUUUAUCAUUGAAUGUGUGUGGAACUAUAAUGUGAAUUUACAGCUAAGAAUUGAAUCCUGUUCAGGCCCUACCUGAUGUUGUUAAUGCUAAACUGUAAGAAAAAUUGUUCCUGGACACAAAGCAGCUCUUCAUUGCUCCACUGGGUAUUUUUCUGUUUGACUAAAUAUUUCAAAUGGAAAUACUACACUAAAUUUGUACAACUAAAAGACAACAUGGGUAUGGUUCAGUGUUGUGCUUCAAUGCAAGACAGUGGCUCAGCACAGUUGUGCUCAAAUAGGUUUUCUUUUGCAGCAGAUGUUACUCAAUUCUAGUUUUGGACAAACUUGAAAAAGCUUGGGGUUGGCUGCAAUGCACAGCUGUUAGCUCCUCUUUCAGCAAAGGUGUCAUUGAAGCCACAAGCUUCAGGUCGGGACUGCAACCAUCCUUUGCCCUGCAGCACUUGGAGCCUUACCUUGAAUUUGAAUGUGUGUCUCAGAAUAUCAAAAAGUUAUAUUUUUCCAAGAGAGAAGAAUGGUGCUACAUUUAAGGCACAAGGUUGGGAAAUUAGCCCGGUAAAACGUGAGCUCUUGGAAAGUCAGUAUUUCAAGGCCUUGUGUGUUUCCUUGUGUGUAAGCUGGGGAUCAUUUGCAAAGGACGCAGCAAAGAUUUCUUGUUUGUUCACAAAGUGCUUUAAGAGUACAUAAAAGCUGUAAGUGAUACUAGGUACAAAUAUUGCUAACUUGAGCCAUAUCUGACCUUAAGAACAGCUCUCAGUGGGUUCUUCGCAUUUGCUUGUUUUGUGGCCUCAGUGGUGCAGUUCUGUCAUGCCAAAGCACAGUGCAUGCGACUUCCGUGCAAAGAAGAAAGAGUUGAGCUAACCUUGUAGUCCUCCUGCGUUUGCUGUCAAUACAGUUUCUGUGAAUUGUAUAAAACACCUCAGGUUCUGAAGCGAAGCAGCAGCAGCCUGUUUAUUAGACCGAGCUGGGUGGUGUUGUUUACCUUCUGUUGUUUACAUGUCUAUGUAAAUAAAGAACACUGGUAUUUGUAAA
Molecule: messenger RNA, 4173 nt
Organism: Centrocercus urophasianus (Greater sage-grouse)
Lineage: Eukaryota; Metazoa; Chordata; Aves; Galliformes; Phasianidae
Gene: DCBLD1
Product: discoidin, CUB and LCCL domain containing 1
Exons: 15
Coding region: 1-2400 (799 amino acids)
Source: RefSeq, a predicted model, not a curated record